UCACACAAAAGCUGUCUGACACCAGGCUUGAGAAUGCAUGUGGUUCAGCAUUCCUCCCAGCCCAAAGUCAUGCUGGAGGAGGACAGGGAGUCUGGGAUCGGAUCCUCCCUUGACCUCACAGGGAGCUCUGAGGGCUACAGUGAACAUCCCAAUCACCUUUUCACCGUACUGUCAAUUAAAACGUCUGACAGAGUCCACAGAGAAAAAGAAAGCUCUCUGCACAUCACAGCUGUGAGUCCAGGCAAGAUCAAGCAGCUCCUUAUCAACCUAUCAAAGAUCCCUCUUCUUUUCAUCCUCCUCUUCCUCUUCAUUUGCUCUUUGGACACAUUAAGCUCUGCCUUCCAGUUAGCAGGGGGUAAAGUGGCGGGGGACAUUUUCCAGGACAAUGCCAUGCUUUCCAACCCUGUGGCAGGGCUGGUGGUGGGGAUCUUAGUCACAGUCCUGGUUCAGAGCUCAUCAACCUCCACCUCCAUUGUUGUCAGUCUGGUGGCCUCAGGAUUGUUGGAGGUGAAGUUGGCCGUCCCAGUUAUCAUGGGCUCCAAUAUUGGAACCUCUGUCACCAACACCAUGGUGGCCAUGAUGCAGGCUGCAGAGAGAAAUGAGUUUCAACGGGCCUUUGCCGGAGCAACAGUCCAUGACUGCUUUAACUGGCUGUCGGUCCUGGUGCUGUUGCCUCUGGAGGUGGUGAGCGGGAUGAUCACCCAGCUGUCCCAGCGGCUGGUCAGCGUCUUUAGACUGCAGCCUGGAGAGGAAGCACCUGAGCUACUGAAGGUUAUUACUGAGCCGGUCACCAAGCUCAUUAUACAGCUGGACAAAUGUGUGAUCACAGGGAUCGCUAUGGGAAAUGAGGGCAUGAGGAACCGGAGCUUGGUGAAAGAGUGGUGCCAGGCUGACACAGCAUUGUCUGCUGCCAAUAAAAGUGUUGAAAACUGUGGUCUCAGUUUUGACUCAUCGUCAACACAUGUCAAGUGCCGACAUUUGUUUGCAUCCACAGAGCUGUCAGAUCUCUCAGUGGGCCUGAUUCUCCUGGCAGCCUCUCUGGUCGUCCUCUGCACAUGUCUGCUGCUUCUGGUCAAACUGCUCAACUCUAUUCUUCAAGGCCAAGUGGCAAAGGUCAUCCAUAAAGUCAUUAACACAGACCUGCCACAUCCAUUUGGAUGGCUAGCAGGGUACAUUGCCAUGUUUGUUGGAGCAGGGGUUACAUUUCUGGUCCAGAGUAGCUCCGUUUUCACCUCAACUAUGACUCCACUAGUAGGAAUUGGUGUCAUCAGUCUGGAACGGGCCUAUCCUCUCACACUGGGUUCCAACAUGGGCACCACUGCUACAGCCUUACUGGCAGCUCUGGCCAGUCCUGGGAACAAACUAGCAGCCUCCAUUCAGAUUGCUCUUUGUCACCUCUUCUUCAAUGUUUUUGGCAUCCUGCUGUGGUAUCCUGUUCCAUUCAUGCGUCUGCCCAUAAGGAUGGCUAAUGUUCUGGGUGAACGCACUGCCAAAUACCGCUGGUUUGCAGUCCUGUACCUCCUCCUCUGUUUCCUGCUCCUUCCUUCCCUGGUACUGGGCCUCUCGCUGGCCGGCUGGCGGGUGAUGGCUGGAGUCGGGGGUCCUUUUUUGGGUGUCACUAUCUUCAUUGCUGCAGUAAAUAUGAUGCAGGCUCACAGUCCCCGGUAUCUACCCACUAAACUCCAGACCUGGGACUUCCUGCCCAAGUGGAUGCAUUCUCUCAAACCCCUUGACCGCUUGAUCACCAAGGCAACUGUCUGCUGCAGCUUCAGUUGUGAGGCGGGUCAGAACGAAGAGCAGGGGGACGAAGAGCCGAUCUCACCGCACACAGUGUCUGUCAGAAUGCAGGAUGAGUUCGCUUCGUCUCAGAGGAAAGAACAGCUGACUCACAGUAACCCAGUUCUGGACUGCUUGGAAGAGAUCAGACCAGGUGUGGCAGUUUUUAAAUUAAAAGGCUUGGAGAGGUGCAACAGUACUCCACUGUAGUUGGACAAAAACAAACACUUUGAAAACCUACAAUUUGUAAAAAUGUUUUUAUUCUAACAUUUCGGAAACAAAAAAGCUUAUUUUCCUGAAGUCAUGCUGAAUAUACUAUAGUGAGUAUGAAAUGUUAAUUUGCCUCAUUUAUUGUGUAAGCUGUGACAUAUCCACAGGGUGUAGUCAUCUAUCCAUCCAAUCAAGACUCAAAUGUACAGGUCCUUCUCAAAAUAUUAGCAUAUUGUGAUAAAGUUAAUUAUUUUCCAUAAUGUAAUGAUGA
This is a messenger RNA of Girardinichthys multiradiatus, 2257 nucleotides long. It is a transcript of the gene slc34a1b, whose product is annotated as solute carrier family 34 member 1b. Gene Ontology annotation, biological process: intracellular phosphate ion homeostasis; sodium-dependent phosphate transport. The coding region runs from base 34 to 1986 and encodes 650 amino acids. Lineage: Eukaryota; Metazoa; Chordata; Actinopteri; Cyprinodontiformes; Goodeidae. Gene Ontology annotation, cellular component: apical plasma membrane; brush border; vesicle. The transcript has 12 exons. Gene Ontology annotation, molecular function: sodium:phosphate symporter activity. The record is from RefSeq and is a predicted model, not a curated record.